Molecule: messenger RNA, 1077 nt
Organism: Sclerotinia borealis F-4128
Lineage: Eukaryota; Fungi; Ascomycota; Leotiomycetes; Helotiales; Sclerotiniaceae
Source: the annotation of a GenBank genome assembly
AUGGCAUCGUCUGCUAUUCCCGACCGUGCUCCCAACCCCAAACCCCUUGGACCUAAGGUUCGAUUGAGAGGACUCCAUCUUGGCUCUUUGCCGCUGGGAAGCUUAGAUGUUGGGCCAAACCAUGAAGGUCAGCCCGGGAGGUCGGAUGAUGGAUCACAAUAUCGUGAGGCACUGAGGGAAUUCAUCACAGAAGUACUCAGGGAAUCAAUUCCAUUCGUCGAUGGCGUGCAGCCGAAACUUGCCUCUACAUCAACCUGGAAAGAUAGCGGGUCCAAGAGAUGUGCAUCAAGUGAGGGUAAUAUUGGCUUGUACAAACGUGUCGUUUCCAAGCAAGAACUUGAUAGAGUGGAUAGAUUAGGAGGCACUGAAGCAAAGGAGAAAAGUGAGACUUGGUAUGCUAGGAGAAGUCGUCAUAGGGAUCUUUCAUUUCCAGGUACAGCUACUUGGGGGGAAUUUACUCGCCACUUCAAAGAAGAACACUUUCGGACAGAGGAGUUGUGGUGUAAAUCUGUGGUGAGUGCUAGGAGAAUCAAGUACUGGGAAACAACGGACCUUAAUGUUGAGAUUGGUGGUGACCUAUGGAACAACAUCUCAAUGGACAUCGUGGAAAUGAAGCAUCGCAUCAAACCGAAGCCGUUGAUGAAGGAUCGAAAAUUUCCUGUGAUACUGAUUGCUGCAUCCCUUAACGAUGAGCGUGAAUUUAUAGUUAUUUCAAUACCUUUGAACGGUUUCACCAGUGCCGAAUACAAAGCAGACGAAAAAUCAGUUGGAGCGGCCUACGCAUCGAUCGAGCGACUUCGUGUUUUACCCUCUGGGGAGAUAGAAUGGAUAAUGGCUACCGUUUCAGAUGCUAAAGGUUCAAUCCCCCAAUGGAUACAGAAGCUCGCUGUACCAAGUGUGAUAAGCAAGGACGUCAACAUGUAUAUGACUUGGAUAGCGAAAGAGAGAUCAGGCAUCCCCAACGAAGAGCAGUCUCCACAAAACAAGAUUUCUCCUCAUCCCUCGUCUCAAGUUGUUGGAAGACAGUCGAAGCUCCGACAACGAUGGGGGAAAUUCAAAGAAAUGUUCGCCAGCUAG